Molecule: messenger RNA, 660 nt
Organism: Parascedosporium putredinis
Lineage: Eukaryota; Fungi; Ascomycota; Sordariomycetes; Microascales; Microascaceae
Source: the annotation of a GenBank genome assembly
AUGGCGGCUCUAACAACGCCCUUUGAGUAUGCGCCAUCCCCACUGCUGCCCCAGGUUAGUUCGCCUGGGCACAAGCUGGGAUUCCCGGUUGGAGAACUCCAACCAGAAGGCACCGGGCGUGGUGCCUGCUUUAAGACACCCCUCCCCACCGUAACUACCGAUAGCCGGACAACGGCGGACGAGCAGUCGACGGCGACAACGACCGAAUUUCGGGAGACUGGGUCAUCCGAGGAUGCCACGCUGAUUCGCCCUGCCUGGUUAAUAUCCUGGGAAGCGUCCGAUGUCUCGACGCUCUCGCCCCCGCCUCCUGCCCUGACCUGCACGGCCAAGGGGUGGGAAGACCCGUACAUCGCAACGUGGGUACCAGGCACCAAGCCCACGGCGCUCUGCCUCUCCAACAAAAAUGAGGAUGCCAUCCAUUGGGGCCCCUGGAUAUACUUCCUCUUGAUUGGCUUGCCCACCAUCGCUGGUGUAGGUCUGCUCUCCUGUAUACACGGGCUUCCUGCUCACUUUGAGCAGCCAUUAAUAAAGAAAGAAAGCCUCACAGAUGAGGGCGGAAAGGUCAUCCUCGUCGCCCUUGACAUAAUCGCUGUUCCGCAAGCAGCUGAUGCACUCCUUCACUCUUCGCCCGACCAAAGUCCCGUCAAAGUCCUCGUCUGA